GGACUUUUAUCCUGGAGAUUUGAUUCCUAGGGAAGUCCCCCCCUACCAGCGACUUCACCACAGCCUGAUAGCUCUCUGAAGGAACAUUAACAUAGCAAACUAUUUAUGGACUGCAGCCUUUUACAAAUUAUUCUAUUGGUUUAGAGGCAUGCACUUGUUUUAACUGCUGUAGCAAAGGAUCUGUGGCAAGGCUUCUUACUCAGCCAUCAGUUCCUGUAAAUCAGCCUGACCCAUUGGCUCAGAAUAUAACAUCUAUGAGCACUAUUUUGAAAUGGGAUGCUCCACAGUCACCUAAUGGUAACAUUCAAAGUUAUGAACUUCAGAUGCUCACUGCCUGUCCUCAGCCAAUGCAACCAAUAACACAGUCUUUUAUUGUUGAAUCCAUUAAAGUUGUAUAUACUGGAAAAGGUCAGAGCUUCAACUUGACAGACCUUCAGCUUCACACAAGUUAUAAUCUUAAAGUAAUAAGCUACAGCUCAGUGGACAGUACAGCCUCCGAGUGGAUUAUCAUUACCACAAAGAAAGAGAUGCCCCAGUACAAAGCACCAUUCAAAGUAACCAGCAACUUGACAGCAAUUUAUUUGGACUGGAGUCAAACAUUCCAGCUGAAUGGAGAACUGAAAGAGUACGUACUGACAGAUAACAACAUUCAGAUUUACAGUGGAUUCGACAGCAGAUUGCAUAUUGCAAGAACAUCUGAUAAAACUUUUCUAUUUCAAGUUAUAUGUACAACAGAUAUGGGAAGCGCAAGUACUCCCACUAUCAAAUAUAACACAGCAACACGUGUGGGUUCUACAAUACCCACUGUUGAGGAGAAAACAGGAGUACCACAAUCAAACACACUGUUUUACAAUGAAUUGUGGUUCAUUACAAUAAUGGCAGUCCUUGGAUUGCUGUUUCUGGCUAUAUUCUUGGCUAUCCUACUGCAAAGGGCAAUAACUAAACAACCAUUCAAACGAGAGAGGCCUCCUUUAAUUCCACUACAGAAGAGGACUAAUCUGCCUAAUGAAUCCUUCAUGGGACUAACUGACACAAAAAUCACAGAACGUGGAGCUCAAAUCAGUAAUUCCAACAUCUCAGUGCUUUGUGUGCCAAGCCAGAGUCAGCUAAGUGACGCCUGUUCUCAGACUUCUCUGCACCGCAGUGUCAGUCAGCUAAUUGAUACCCAUGACAGAAAAUCCCUCAUUGAAGACUCAGUUUGGGACUCUCUUGGACAUGGUCGUGACAGUGGAAUGUACCCAGAUGAUGAAGAACUAUUUGAGUCAAUUAAAGGUUUUAGUUCAGUUACAAAGGAGCACACAAUAUUCACAGACACUCAGCUGUAACAAGAAUUUUCACAAAGCUGAAAGUGCUGGAGAAGCUCAACAGAUCUGGCAGCAGCUGUGGAGGGAGAAACAGAGUUCACAUGGAAUUUCUUUGGAACUACAGAGAGAGUGGAAAAGUCACAGUUUUUAUACUAUUUUGUUUUUAUUUUACUUUUUGAAGCAUAUUUAUUUCUAGGUUUCAAAACGUGUUCAUAAAUAAAUGAGUUAGUGAUGUAUAUUUAGUAAGUCAAAGAUAUUUAGUUGCUGGUCACCAUUAUGAGAAUCCUUUUGCAUUUUCAUUUGGGUUGCGUUUACAUAACUUUCAUUCUGGAGAACUUUUCAAAGUCACAGUUCAUAAUGUGAUAAAUCUACUGUCCAGCAGAGGGCCCUAUGUUAGUAGCAACUGAUGUUGAAUGUAUUUAUUCAAUCUUGUCUGAAGUAUAUUCAUACUUUCUGACAAGAUAUUAAUACAAGUACUUAAAGUUCAUAUAUUUUCCAAAUUCAAACCAUGAUAUAUAAACAAAUUACUCAUUGUACAAACUGUCAACAGCUCUGUUAGAUGUUUGCACAUUCCAUGAAGUCUUAUUUCUAAGAGCAGGUACAAAUGACAUAAUCCUUUAUUAAAGACAGUGUCAGAUUGUCUGAUCCUUGAAAGCAGUAUGCUUCCUGGUAAAUCACAAUUGCCUUGUUAGCAAUUUUCCACUGAUAUUUAUGGAAAGAAAAUUGCAGGCAUUGCACCUAUCAUCACCCCCAACUUCCAGGCCUUGCCAAUGGAACAGGGACCGAGAAAGUUUUAUUCAUAUGGCACCGUGAACACUUUCAUUCAAAUUGUACAUGCUAUUUUUCAAUUUGAAGUUGCAAACAAUAGGAACUACCUAGAGCGUUCUAAUGAAGGCUUACCAGACUCGAACAAAGACUUCGCUUUUUCUCCACAGAUGCUGAUAGGCCUGCUGAGUUUUUUUCCAGCAAUUUCUGCUAUUGUUUCAGAUCUUAAGCAUCUGGAGUUCGUUGUCUUAUUAGAGGAGUACCUAUGUUCAGACACAGCAGUGCUCGGUUUUAGCACCAACAACUGUGUGAUCCUCUUUAUGGUGGGGUUUUAGAAACAGUGAACAGUAAGGAAAAUGAAAUGAAAACAGAACAGAGAACCUCUUUGAUAAUAUCUCACUAUUUAUCAUCUAGUCACUUAUAUCUUUUAAUUCAUCUUGCCAUAAGAAAAGCCACAUUGAUUGAACCUUAUUAACGCAGCUUGUUUGUGAGACACUUAUGCUAACAAGUCAAAAUUUCUCAUUUUAAGAUACUAAAAUGCUCAACAAAUUGAAGGGGUAAAAUUUUGGGUGGGUUCCUUUAUUAAUGUGAAGAAUUACCCACACAAUUGUACAUCAUACUGUCAGUGGUGACUACUGCAUUUAUAUUUUAUCUUCAAAAACUUGCUGACUCUUCAUGUGCUGUAUACAAAUUAACUGAAACAUAUUCAGGCUUUAUUCCCAAGUGAUUAACACAAAACAAAUCUUUUAAAACAAAGUAGCUACUGGAUUCUGUGAUGUUAUGCUUUUAUUUCCUAAGAGGAAUUGUUGUAGUUUAGCUUGUCAGGUCUACAGUCUAACUGUGAAAUAUGAACAUGGUGUGAGUCUCAGAACAUGUAAAUCACACUUAAUAACUGAUAAUCAGUAUACAGGUACAUGUUUUUGAGGUUUAGUUUUGGAACUUUUUGCAUUAAAUUAGAAUGGAGAACAAUGGCCUCAUCAUGUGAGAAAACUCUCAGGGUGUUACUAGUUUAUAAAGAAAAUCAGGUCACCCCAUGCCCAUAAGGAGGAUGUUGAUGAGCAAGCAACAUGAGCAACAAAAGCAAUCUGACAAGUGCUGUAUAUGAAUAAUUUGUAAUGAGAGCCAUGGGUAUUGUUAACUCCCUAUAGACUGAAAUUUAAAUGAAACAGUAUACUCAUGCAAUUAUUGGAACCAAGAUAUUUUAAAAAAGAACUUAAACAAUGCACACUUAUGCUGCACCAGGUUUCUGAAAUGAGAAAAGUAUUUAACCAGACAAUAUAUAGAUUUCAUUACUUUGUGUGGGUUUGCACUUACAAAUUUCAACAGUGUACUUCAAAGCCUACAGUCAAUCUACAACACAAAAAAGUGCAGUAUUUGAAAGAGAAUGAGGUAAAUUUUCUGAGAAGAUAAAAAGAUCAUAAAGAAGUCAGCUUAACAUUGGGCCAACAUUAUAUGAGUCAGUGAUAAACCUCCGACUCAUAAUUCAGCCAGUUUCUGGAAAGCUCACCAAAAGAAAGGGAGGUAAUUAUAUAUGCAGGUAGAGUUAGAGGUCUAAUGCUAUUUUGCCAAGCGAUGUUGCAACUUAAAGUUACCUGUUCUCACUCCGAAGCACUCUCAACAGACUAUUGGUAGUAACACAUGCUCAAUAGACAGGAUCAUGUUAAGUCCGUUUGCUCCACGUACUUGUGGGGGAAAAAAAAGCGUAUUCUACAUUCAAUGUGGGCCAUUGUUUUCACACAAUUGGACAGUCCUUUCACUGCUGAUCAUGUGACAAAGCUGUAACUGACUUGUCGAUUCAAAGGUACCCAGUUCAAAUGGUUAUAAAGCUAUCAAUCUACAUACUUAAUUACUGAUGAAUAAGAUGGACUUUGGAAUAUCAAAUGUGGGGACUAUUAAUGACCCCAAACUUUGGAAAGUGCAGAAAUAUGAUGAUGUUUGACAGUCAUGAGGUGUUGUUCCUAAUCAGUAAAAACAAAAGGCCAUAUUGGACUGUUCAUUAGUUAACUGUUUGAUAAAUGAGCAUGCUAAUUAACUAAAUAUCCACCUCUGAGCAAAGCAUAUGAACAUGAAUGAAAGGCAUUCUAAAAGUGGAGAAUGGUUCUUGGAAUUGUUGAUAUUUAAUGUUCAAAUCUGAUACAAACCUUCCAAAUGAUAAAUAGGAUAAAUAGUUAUAAAAUGAUUAUAAAGAUAACUAAGUUAUGGAUUGACUUGUCAAUUAAUGCAGCUUCAAUAAUUAUGGCAAUUUGUUAAAAAGUCUACUUCUGCAAAUAGGGAAUGGCAUUGUCCAUAUUACUUAGGUUUAAACUGUGAUUAUUUCAGAGUCUUUUCAAUUGUAUUAGUAACUCUGUUUUCUAAAAGCAAUAUCAAGAGUAACAGUGAAUAUAUGGGCAGUCGAAAGCUCAGAAUAUGGCUAUAAGCACCUCAGAGUGAAAAAAAAAGA
Chiloscyllium plagiosum (whitespotted bambooshark) is the source of this 4509-nucleotide messenger RNA. RefSeq names its product usherin. NCBI's taxonomy places the organism in Eukaryota, Metazoa, Chordata, Chondrichthyes, Orectolobiformes, Hemiscylliidae. The record is from RefSeq and is a predicted model, not a curated record.